CCUGGAACGGUGAUUAGACUCCAGAGUGUCCAGACCAGCCGCUUCUCUGCAGACAUGGCGCAGCCACGGGCCCUGUUAGCGUUCGCCAUCUUUUGUUCAGCUUUCGUCGCCGCCCGAGCAGCCGCACCCAAUGCGACCUGUGACCUGCUGUUUGACGGCACCCCAAUCAGCGACUCCAGCUGGUAUAGCGUCCUCAAUGUGUCCAGAUACGUGGGCAACCUCAAGGACGACACGGCUGCUGAAGCAGAGUAUCUGGUGCUCACCACCCAGGAGGUGACCGCCUUCACCUUCAACACCCCGUCCGACUACGUCGACGUGAGGUUCGACAAUCCCCCCAUCACGCUGAAACUUGUCGUCAUGGAGGCGUUCACCAAUUAUGAAGAGGACAUGAUCUCUGCCACAGAUCCGUCCAUAAUCGACGUCGGAGUCCAGUUUAGUUGCAGUGAUGGGAACACCGUUCCGUUUAUCUUCAGGAUCACAGUGGAGGACGUGAACAACCAUGCGCCGGUGUUCGAACAGUCCAGCUACAACUGCAGCCUGCCGAUGCCCUACCCACCGGACAGCGACCUCUCCUCCUUUAUGGUUGAGAUCAACGUGCAGGACAUAGACUUCAGUAAUCAAGCCAUCACCAUCCAUUUCGACGAAGAGGGAGAGCAGCUGUUCACAGCAGAAGCGACCUACCAGGGGAACAGAGACUACGCCGUUCAGCUGUACAGCAAAGCGACGAUCAACCUCGCAGAGACGACAAACUUCACUAUGACGGCUGUGGACAGCGGUACCCCAGCAUUGACAUCUGAUCCGGUCACCAUCGUCGUAAGUGCAUACAGCGUCAACUAGAAACAGCACAAGAAAAAUCGUCGCAUCCGAUAAGCAGUCUUGUGACACAGAGGCAAGCUGAGAAGAACAUUAAGGACAAGAUAAUUAAGGACUCAUCAAUGCUUGUUAUUCAAACAAAAACUAAACAACACAUCGCUAAAUAAACAGCAGUUAUUGUACAUCUUAGAAUAAGUUGUAUGACAAUUAUAAUUUCAUGUGUCAUCU
Schistocerca nitens (vagrant locust) is the source of this 1041-nucleotide messenger RNA. RefSeq lists its product as uncharacterized. The transcript has 6 exons. Bases 55 to 837 code for a protein of 260 amino acids. The record is from RefSeq and is a predicted model, not a curated record. Gene Ontology annotation, cellular component: membrane. Lineage: Eukaryota; Metazoa; Arthropoda; Insecta; Orthoptera; Acrididae. Gene Ontology annotation, molecular function: calcium ion binding.